UAAGCGUGAGAAUAUCAUGUUUAAUCAAUCACUAGCAUUUCUUGGCUUCCUUACCUUCUUCUCCUUCGGGUUCAUGCGCCAACCAUUUGUUUGUAAUGAAUUUAAGCAGCUCAAACCUUCAUAGCACUGUCAAUAUAUCAAUCAAUCAACAUUGAGAAGAAAUGGGAUUGACAAGAAAACAGCUUACUAUUCUUUUUCUCUGUCUCUGCUUUACAGUUUUUCUGCAACUGACCUCUGUUUCUUCUUCUACUUCGCCUCAGGGUCAAAAGGAAACUGCAUCUUCAAGAAGUUUUGAGCACGAGAAAGAAGUGCAUUGUUCAAGAGAAAGGAGUAGGGCAGCAUGGAAAAUAAUCGACGAGUAUUUGAUGCCCUUUGUGGAGAAAGAACGAUAUAAGAUCUCGAGUAGGUGCAGGCUUCAUCCAGAGAAUGACUUAUACAGAGAUCAAGAACAGCAUAAGAUGCAUGUAGAUAUAAAUGAAUGGCGAUGUGGAUACUGUAAGAAGACCUUUUAUGAAGAGAAGUACCUUGAUAAGCAUUUUGAUAACAGACAUUAUGAUCUGUUGAAUGUGAGUCAUAGCAAGUGCUUGGCAGAUGUAUGUGGUGUGUUGCAUUGUGAUCUUGUGCUGGAUUCUGCGCCACACAAGACCAAGUGCAAUCCUGCUGCCACAGGACGGAAUAAACAUCUGUGUGAGAGUCUCGCUGAUAGCUGUUUCCCAGUCAAUGAGGGUACUUCAGCUCUCCGUCUCAAUGAGUUCUUCUUGCGCCAAUUUUGUGAUGCCCACACUUGCUCUGGAGGUCGGAAGCCAUUUUCUAAAGGGGGGAAGAAGGAGACAAGCACACUGUAUGUUAUAAUUUCUGUUCUGGUUUUGAUGCUUCUGGCACUUUUCUACAUCUUCAUGUAUUUGUACCUGAGGGGAAUAAAAAGGGGCUCCCAAGGGCUGAAGCACAUCUCAAAAAGUGGACAGAAGAAAAGGUCUUGAGAACUGGUGCAUACCUUUUUUUUUAUGUAAUCAUGGUUACAGUGCUUUAGUUUAUACAUAGUUGUUCUGCACUACAGGUUGAAAGUGAUAUUGAUGCACCCACCCUAAAUUUUAGUGCAGAGAAGAAAUAGAUAGAGCAACAAUAGUAUGGUACAUUUGCCAUCAUUUUCCUUCAAUACAACUGCUCUAUAAAUUGUUCUUUUUACGGGAUAUUUUACAGCACAUCAAUGUCCACUAGUUCGCUUCUGUUA
Molecule: messenger RNA, 1231 nt
Organism: Populus trichocarpa (black cottonwood)
Lineage: Eukaryota; Viridiplantae; Streptophyta; Magnoliopsida; Malpighiales; Salicaceae
Exons: 9
Coding region: 162-980 (272 amino acids)
Source: RefSeq, a predicted model, not a curated record